Molecule: messenger RNA, 2099 nt
Organism: Gossypium arboreum
Lineage: Eukaryota; Viridiplantae; Streptophyta; Magnoliopsida; Malvales; Malvaceae
Exons: 2
Coding region: 349-1047 (232 amino acids)
Source: RefSeq, a predicted model, not a curated record
CAAUUGACUCUCGCUGUUAAGUGCUUUCACUGUUAUUGCUAUGUUUCUUUUUUUUACCCUUUUUUGUUUCAUUUACAAAUGAGAUAGUUAGUCAAAAUGACUUUUUAAAGGCAUAUGUAGAUAGCAUGAGUAGUAGAGAGCUGAUUGCAAAAAUAUGAAUCACCUUUGCUAGAUAGCGACGAGCGACGAUUGACUUGAAACACUGCCUUUUUUUCUAACUUUGUACCUUCCUUCCUUCUCCCCUAUUUAUACGUUGCGUACAUUAAACUCUUCUCUCUCUUUCUGUGUGUAUUUAUAAAUGGCAUUAUUGAAUUAGAUUAGAUAAAUAGAGGGUAGAGAAAGAAAAUUAUGGGAUCCGAGGAAGAGGAGUCAACCUACACACCGAAGCUGCCGCUGUUUUCAGCUUCACAUGCACACAUGCAGUCGCCAGAAAGAUCGGGGAUGUUAACCCCACCACUACACGCCUCGGCCUCGGUCCCAUUUCGCUGGGAAGAGGAACCAGGGAAGCCCAAACCAUGUACCGCACUCACCAGUUUUACUACCCUAAAUGACUCUGCUCCAAAGUGUCUGGAACUCCCUCCUAGGUUGCUACUAGAUGCCAAGAUUGCCAAACUGUCCUCACCCACCACAGUCUUGGAAGGUCCCUACACGGGCAGGCCUAGGUUUCAGUCUUCUUCUUUCAGAAUGGGAAGUGAGUUUUAUGGAUCAUUUCGUGCUAGUCCUGAGACGCUGCAACUCGGGUCUAUGGUUCUUAGCAAGAGAGGGUACAAAGAGAAAGGGUUUCUCGGUUUUUGGAGGGGAAGGUCCUUGAAGGCUAGACCUAGAAGGGAAGUUAGCGGGAACAGUUGCGUUAGGGAUAGUGAAUGCAGCAGAGACGGAGACAGAGACAGAGACAGCAGUGGCACCACCGGUGUUAAUAUCACCACAAUUAGAAGGAUUGGUAGCUUUCCCAGUCUCUCUAGUUCCAAGUCCCACUUCUGGGAAAGUAUCUAUGAAGGCUUAAUGCAAGUGGUCCCAUGGACUAAAAAGGGUAAAAAGGAUAGCUGACUUUUCCCUCUAGGCAAACGCUACUAUAUGAUUACAAACAGGGGAUAAAUUACAUGCACUGCACUGCAGGCCAGGCCACUGUUUCCAGUCAAUCCGAGGCAGUUGAUGGAAAUGAGUGAUCGAAGCCCAUUACUAUUUUUGUUCUUUCUCUAGAUGUGGGGCUAUUUUCAGCUAACCUUUUUUUCGGAUGCCAUCUUUAUCGUUUGGAUAUAUAUCGAUGUGGAAGUUGGCAAAUCCAGUUGGUAGCAGCAAUAUAUGUAUAAAGAUGCCAUCAUUAUCAUACCCUCCGCAGCGGGGACUUGGAACGAUGUGUAAAUUAUGGCUUAGCUCUUGCCAGUCUUACAUUUACGAUUUACUACUAGCUGUGUAGUUCGUUCUCGUCUCAUCAAUGCCUUCUGUUGUGUCUUUAUUUAAGAUAGCUGCCUGACAGACGAUUCACUGAUUUUGGGAUUACGUAGACAGUAGGGGAACCUCAACACCCAUAGCAAGGUUUUGUUGCAUCCAUCCAGGCAAAGAAAUGAACCAAACAUUGCCCAAAAGAUGGAGAGAGGUUCUGUAAAAAGUUGCCCAAGUUUCAUGUCCAGCUUUAUUUUUACAGCUGCCUUUAAUAAACUAUUUAAAUGUUUUUAGUAGCAAUUUUAAAUAUAACCUUGACUCUGUAUCUGCCUUAAUAAGAUUCGACUUAUUCAGAAAUUAACUGAAAGAAAGGUACAAUUCAACCAUGUGAGCAACAUAUUUGCACAUUGUUAAUGUCCAUGAAAAACAACAGAGGUCAAACGGAAGCAAUCAACCAAAGAAACAACUUUAAUUGUAGGGAAACAAAUUAAGUAGAUGAUAUUAAAUUCCAGUCUGAUAUGAAUUAUCCAUGAUUUUUGAGUAAUCCUCCACCACUGAAAAUAAAAACAAAUUAACACUCAAAUUCUCAUGCUAAAGAUGAAGUUGAAGGCGCAAGAGUUCAACUUUAAAAUCAAGUUUAUUUUGUUGCUAAUUACUAGCUACAUUUGAGUUUCUGCUUCUUCCCAACUCAUAAAUCACAUUAGCCCUGCUUUUUA